Trichechus manatus latirostris (Florida manatee) is the source of this 2828-nucleotide messenger RNA. It is a transcript of the gene TCP11L1, whose product is annotated as t-complex 11 like 1. Gene Ontology annotation, biological process: signal transduction. The transcript has 12 exons. The record is from RefSeq and is a predicted model, not a curated record. The coding region runs from base 432 to 1970 and encodes 512 amino acids. NCBI's taxonomy places the organism in Eukaryota, Metazoa, Chordata, Mammalia, Sirenia, Trichechidae.
CCCUGGCACACCAGAGUCGGUAGAGGUGGAGCGCCGGCAGCGCGGCGAGCGAUGAAGCCUUGGAGGAACAGAACUGAACCGCCCCGGCCCGCCGCGCAUCGCUCCCCGCCUCCGCCGCCGCUCUGGCCAUCGCCUGAGUCACGGCGGGAACUGUAAGAGGGAGAACGCCGGCUCCACAGCAGUUGUUUACAGCGGAAUACGGACAGUGAGAUAAGUGACACCGAGUGCCAAAGGAAGUGAUUCCCGGCGUCGGCCUUUGCUGAAAGGCCCUUUCUCCUGGGGAGUCUCUUGUGUCCAGCUAAGGCCCGGCGUGCAAUUCGGAUAGAAGACGAACCCAUGGCAAGUAAGAGACUCUGCCAAACCUUAAAGCAGUUGACAUUUCUUUUGAUCCCUGGAUUACCUUCCAGGACAGUGAAUAAACUUAAUUAAGAAUGUCUGAAAACCUUGACCAGUCUAACAUAAAUGAAGCAGGAAAAUCAAAUGAUUCUGAGCAAGACCUCGGAGGAGCUGUGGAAGGUUCUGAUGAAGCUUUAGAGAAAAGAAUAAAGCCGGGCUCUCCUAGCCCCCAAAGAGUGCAAAGACCUCACUCUAGUCCUCCUCGAUUUGUGACAGUAGAAGAGCUCCUGGAGACAGCAAAAGGAGUCACUAACAUGGCUCUAGCCCAUGAAAUCGCAGUAAAUGGAGAAUUUCGGAUUAAACCAGUUGAAUUACCAGAAGACAGCUUGGAGAAGAGAGUAAAGGAUAUUGUACAUAAAGCUUUUUGGGAUUGUUUGAGUACCCAGCUAAGUGAAGACCCCCCAACAUAUGACCAUGCCAUCAAACUGGUAGGAGAGAUCAAACAGACACUCUUAUCUUUCUUGCUGCCCGGUCACACUAGACUGAGAAACCAGAUAACAGAAGUCUUGGAUCUGGACUUGAUCAAGCAGGAAGCAGAAAAUGGGGCCCUGGACAUUUCCAAGCUGGCAGAAUUCAUUAUUGGCAUGAUGGGGACACUGUGUGCACCUGCUCGAGAUGAGGAAGUAAAGAAACUGAAGGACAUUAAGGAAAUAGUGCCUCUUUUCAGGGCAAUUUUUUCUGUGUUAGACCUAAUGAAAGUGGACAUGGCGAACUUUGCUGUCACUAGCAUUAGGCCACAUCUCAUGCAGCAGUCAGUUGAAUAUGAAAGGAAGAAGUUUCAAGAGCUUUUGGAGAAGCAGCCAAUUGUAUUUUUCACAGAUUCCUUGGACUUUGUCACUCAGUGGCUAGAAGAAGCCUCAGAUGACCUUAUGAAUCAGAAGUAUAAAAAUUCCCUGCCAGCUGCGGGAGGAGCUGCUGGCUCUGGAGAUGCAACCAUGCUGAGUCCUGUUGCUGUCCAGAAUUAUGCAUACCUGAAGCUUCUGAAAUGGGACCACCUCCAGAGACCUUUCCCUGAAACAGUUUUGAUGGACCAGUCUCGCUUUCAAGAGCUCCAGCUCCAGCUGGAGCAACUUACCAUCCUGGGGGCUGUGUUGCUGGUCACGUUCAACAUGGCAGCCCCAGGAAUUUCCAGCCAGGCUGAUUUUGCUGAGAAACUCAAGAUGAUUGUCAAGAUUCUGCUAACAGAUAUGCAUCUUCCCUCCUUCCAUCUGAAGGAUGCCCUGACUACCAUUGGGGAGAAAGUCUGUGUGGAGGUGAGCAGCUGCCUUUCCCUGUGUGGGUUCACCCCCUUCACCACAGACCAGGAGACCGUGCUCAAGGGUCAGAUCCAGGCCGUGGCCAGUCCCGAGGACCCCAUUCGCAGGAUCAUGGAUUCCCGAAUCCUGACCUUCUUAGAAACCUACCUUGCCUCAGGGCAUCAGAAGCCAUUUCCCACAGUACCUGGCGGAUUGGGUCCAAUUCAGAAAGAGCUGGAGGAAGUUGCUGUUAAAUUUGUUCGCCUGGUCAACUAUAACAAGAUGGUCUUCAGUCCCUACUAUGAUGCAAUCCUCAGUAAGAGCCUUGUCAGAUCCUAACCCGUAUGCUCCUUAUAGCAGUAUUAUUCACUAGGCUCAGAAUACCUGUUCCCAACUGUAGUGUUGCUUUGGAAAAUGACUGUUUAGUACAUUUCUAUUUAAUGGCACUGAUUCCGAAGGGAAGAAUAGUGUGUAUCAGUGUUGAAAAGACGUAUUGAAAUAUGCACUGAAUUCUAUUUUGUGGGGUUGUAUUUAUGAGUGCAAGUUUACAAAUCAAAGAAGCUUUUUGUUAUCUUGAGUUUUAUAGGUAACACUCAGCUUUCAACCAGUUGACUACCUAUGUGUCUUCACUCCCUACUCUUACACUGAUUGUAGCAGCCAUGUCUCUCCAGGAAUACUGGGACCUCUCUCUUCUGCAAUCUGGAUAGAUAUUCUUUCAGAUACCUUAUACUGACAGCCACCCAAGAGUAAAUCCAAGCCAUGACUUUUGCUCCUCUCUUGCACGGCCCUCCAUUCCUCAUCCCUCUGGAUAUUUUGUGUUUGAAGGGCUAUCCAGUCUUAAUGCUCUUUUUUUUUGUCCUUUCUAUUUAGUGCUUCCUCUCUGCCUAGACUAGCCAAGACCCCAGAGCUUGUGCUGAUUCUUUUGUCCUAGAGGAGAAUUAUUUGAUUUAUAAAAAGUUUGUUCUUUUAUACAGAAUGACUCCUGAGCCUGUAUGGUUGCAGUUAUGACUUAGCAGUUAUGACUUAUGGGAUCUAGAGAAAGGAAAUUCUUUGACUUUUAAGCAUUGAAAGUUAAUGCGGAAGCUUUUAAAUAUAUGUAUAUAUACGUUGUUUUUGUUGUUAGGUGCCAUCAAGUCAGUUCCGACUCAUAGCGACCCUAUGUAUAAUAGAAUGAAACACUGCCUGGUCCUGCACCAU